This is a messenger RNA of Podarcis raffonei (Aeolian wall lizard), 1448 nucleotides long. RefSeq lists its product as uncharacterized. The transcript is spliced from 4 exons. The record is from RefSeq and is a predicted model, not a curated record. Bases 121 to 1233 code for a protein of 370 amino acids. Lineage: Eukaryota; Metazoa; Chordata; Lepidosauria; Squamata; Lacertidae.
UCUCCAGAGCUCAGCUGCUUCGCUGGUGGAUGAGCACGGAUACUCGUUGCGCUCAGCUCCCACCAGGCGUUGCCCAAACCAGUAAAGUGCGUUGCUCCCUGGAAGAAGACGACAGCCGUGAUGCCAGCUGGCUGGGGCUCCCAUGAGACAAUGAGGCCGCCGCGCAUCGUUUGGGCUGAUCUCGUGAUCCGGGUCCCUCUCCACCAGGGCCGGUCCAAAGUGGCACCCAAAGAGAUGCAAGACGCGACCUUUGCGGCAGCCAUGAAGCAGCACCAAGGAAGCGAGGGUCACAAUUUGGGCCAAAGGAGCAAGAGGACACAUCUGCCCCAGCGCUGCCAGGAUUGCACCCGAGGAGCCGAGGCGGAAGACAGAAGGGAGCCCAUUGCCCCGGCCUGCCAUGCAGUGCCUCCCUCAUCCGCUCCAGAAAAUGGAGACUCUCAAGAAAAACGUGCCGUCCGAACGAUCCUCGUCGACCUGAGACCCAUCCUGGAGAAAGCAUUGGAUCUCUCGGACUCUUCUCCAGGGAUGUCGGAGAGAGAUUCCCAAAACGAUGAAGAACAUAUGCAGAUGGAGAGUGGAGAUCUCCCCACUGAAGGAGGAGGACACAGCUCAGAGAUGGCCACUGCUGCUUCCAUAGAUACCAGCAUCCCUGAGGACACCUUGCCGCCGCUGCCCAGGGCUCCCUUCCGAGCACCCAGUGCCCACGCUGAGAGCACCCACAAGGCCUCUGAGAUCUGUCCUCAGUUGGACGACUCGACUGAGCUUGAGGAAACCACGCUGCUGGCUGCGUUGACCCAGGAACCGAAACUCAGAACAGCUGUUUCCUUGCCUAAGAUUACACCGCCAGAGCUAGGAGAAGACCAUCUAUUGCAAUCAAUCAAGCCUCCCGCCUCCCCCCCAGACUUCCAUCUCCCCACACAGCUGCUGCUGCAGAGGCUGCAGGAGACGACCACCAGCCGGCAUCACUCGCUGAUCGCGCAAGUCCUGAGUUCACUGCGGGAGGAACUCUUGAUGGAAGAGCAGCGGCUGCCUUUGGAUGGUGGGGACAAGGCAAGCCCCCUCCUGCAGCUGCCCAGCAUCAAAGCUCCAGAAAGGAAGACGGGAGGCCAGAAGGUGAAGCCUUUCAAGCCCAGCCAAGUGGCCACUGAAAGGAUGCUUGGCAAGUUCACCUGGCGCAGGUGCCACAGGUCUGUCUAUGGGGCCGGCUCAGCCCCACAAGCCACAGACCUUUGAGUUGCUGCAAGGUCUUUUAUUAAAGAUGAUGUUGCUGUUGUUACAAGACAAACAACUUAAGAUCAUUGGUUUCUAUGGGUCCAUUCUGACCCACAGAAGUUUUGCUGAUAACAGGGGUUUGAACUGAACUUUACUCAGAAUAGAACCCACUAAAAUUAAUCGACCCAAGCCAGUCAAUGUCUUUGGAUCUCAACAGCUCUACUACUCAAGCUGAA